This is a messenger RNA of Adelges cooleyi (spruce gall adelgid), 1650 nucleotides long. It is a transcript of the gene tank, whose product is annotated as etoposide-induced protein 2.4 homolog. Gene Ontology annotation, cellular component: endoplasmic reticulum. Gene Ontology annotation, biological process: macroautophagy. Bases 193 to 1113 code for a protein of 306 amino acids. Lineage: Eukaryota; Metazoa; Arthropoda; Insecta; Hemiptera; Adelgidae. The transcript is spliced from 7 exons. The record is from RefSeq and is a predicted model, not a curated record.
GCCUAAUCAGAAGGCAUGACUACAUAUUAUUAUUAUUAUUAUUGUUUUUUUUUACACAAACGUCAGAUGUAGUAGUCAUUAUUUUUUGAACAAUGUAGCAUGUACUUACAAUAUAUUAUUUUUAUUAGAUAGUAGAUACCACGUAGUAUAAAGUUUGUAGUUACUUGUAGUAUACAUUUUUCAGUUGUAAAAAUGGAAGAUUUGUUGGUGUUAUUCAGGGUUAUAAGUAGAGGAAUGUUGGAUAGUUUCAAGGGUAUCGCUGUUUUAUUUGUCCCAAACAAGCGUCCAAGAAAAGUAGCUAGGCCAGUUAACUUGCCCAAGGAUCAAAAAAUGUUACAACGAAUAAUUCAGUGUUGUACACUGAAUGGUGGAAUUUUUUGCUUAAGCAUAAUAAUAUUUGAAUAUGUUAUAUUGCCGUUAUUAGCAUAUACUAUGACAGUAGCAUUUGGAAAUUUGAAUCAGGAUAUUUGGUUUUGGACACGUUCGUUCCUAUCAUGGACGUUUGGAGCUGUAUGGGUGCUGCCAAUAUUUUUACUUAGCAAAAUUAUCAAUAGCCUAUGGUUCCAGGACAUAGCUGAUAUAGCAUAUAAACAAAAAAAAGGCGAUCCACAACAAUUGACAAGAAUUAGCAAAGUGAUUGCUGAUUUUUCAUUUAGUUUUGUUGUGCAAUUUUUAUUUCUUAUUCAAAGUUAUUUAGUCAGUAUGGUACCAUCAAAAACUGUUAGUACUGUGCUUAGCAUUUUACAUUUAUCUCUAUUAUACUCUUUGUAUUCAUUUGAGUAUAAAUGGUGUAAUAUGGGAAUGGAGUUGAACUCGAGGUUAUCUUUUAUUGAAAAUUACUGGCCAUAUUUUCUCGGGUUCGGUCUUCCCCUAGCAGUUAUUACAUCCCUGCCAGAGUCUUAUAUUAUUAGUGGAUGUCUUUUUUCAAUUCUAUUUCCUGUAUUUAUCAUCAGCGCUAAUGAAGUUAGCCCAUCCAAAACAAAAGUUUUCAGGUUAAAACUUUUUGGACCCGUAUUAUCUAUUACUAGUACUAUAUUCAAUCGCUCAAUUGGUCCAGCUGUCAAAAAAAUACCUGGAAACGUAACAUUAAAAGCUCAAAAACACCUUAAAUGAUUGAAAUAUUAUAAUUAAUAUAAUGUGAAUGCAUAAUUCAAACAUUGUUUAAACUUGUAAUAAUUAAUUAUUUAUAUUUUGUUCUUUAUUUUUAUUUUAUUUUGUGUUGUUUUUUGGGGGUAUUUUUCUGUUUUAUCAUAUGAGGCUGUGUUAACUUAAAUGUAUAUCAAAAUAUGUUAUGCUAUUAAAACAAAUAGCAUAUGCUUUUAUCUGUAAAAUAUGUGAUAGUAUUAAGGCAUUAAACUGCAUAAAUAUAAAUUAUAAUGUCUUUAUGACUAUGUAUUCAUAUUCACAUAAACAAAAACCUUUAAGAAUGACCAAGAGAUUGUUAACUGGUCAGAUCUACUAUAUACACGGCACAACAUAAAUACACACAAUGGGCAUGUUGUUUGUGGUCCAAUAUUACUAAAAUGUUUAUCAGUUUUUUUAAAUAAUGCAUGCUUAACUUGGCAUUAUUACACAUAUGAAAAUUACCUUCAUACAAAAAAUGAUUCAAUUGAGUACUCUAAGAAAUGUAUAAUAAAAAGCAGUUAUUUA